AUGAACUUUCUCAGAGGGCUUCUUCAGCCGCAACAGAACAUCGAUGACCCUAUCACGCAUGUUCAACAAUUGAAUCUCCUUGCGGAGAAAUCACAUUCUAGAUACCUGUCAUAUCAAUCCUUGGCUGAUCUGGACAGAAGUAUCAGUUAUUAUCGACAAGCGAUAGAAAGAAUACCCAGCUCGUAUCCGUCUGAACACGCUGGGCUGCUGAACAACCUAGCAUCGCGCUUGCUGGAUAGAUAUGAUCGAACAACAAAGAUAGCAGACCUGGAUGAAGCUUGCGAAAAACUACGACAGGCCAUAGAGCUGGCUCCUCCUACCUAUCCUCAGCGCGGGGCGCUUUUAAGCAACUUGGGAAUCCAGCUUGCUCAGAAAUACACACAAACUGGUCAGAUACAGUGCCUAGAAGAGGCUGUUCAAGUUUCACGAGAAGCAGUCGCGUGUACUGCUGAAUUGGACCUUGACCGUCCUGCAUUUCUCUGCAACCUUGGCCAUAGGCUUGGGCAAUAUUACUCGGCGUCUGGUAAAAGGGAAUACUUGGAUGGAUCUAUCAGGGCUUUCCGAGCUGCCAACGUUUCCACAUAUCAAGGUCAUACACAUAGGCUGGCAAUAUUGGUCAGCUUUGCAUUGCAACUAGGAGAGAGAUACUCAUCAGAAGGAAAUCUUGAUGAUCUCGAUGAGGCAAUUAUCUUCGCAAAACAAGUUUUAGAUGAAACUGAAGAGAAAGAUCCCUGGAGACGUGACAGGAUGGGCACCCUUGCAGAUCUACUCUAUUAUAGAUUCAACCGGACAGGAGGGAUAUUUGACUUGGACGAAGCCAUCCAUAUGAGAAAGAAAAUCGUUCGUGCGACUCCUAAAUCACAAAAAGGCAGACCUGGAUCUCUUAACAAUCUAGCCAACCUCCUUCUUGCACGAAACAGUCGAUCAGGAGUACUCUCAGACUUGGUAGAAGCCAUCGAUCUUAUCAAACAGGGCAUCAAAGACACACCGAAUGGCAAUGUUUACAGGGGAGCAAUGCUGGCUACACUUGCAGCAAUACUCGGGACUAAAGCUAUCCAGACAAGCAAUGACAAAGAUCUGGACGAAGCCAUAGAUGUCGCGUACCAGGUUAUUCAAGUUGUUCCAUCUGCUUAUCCCGAGAGAGUCAAAUAUCUGCACAACUUGGCGAAGCUGUUGAGGAUGAGGUACUCUCAGUCAAUGACGGCCAAAGACCGUAAAGAAGCCAUCGAAAUCGCUCAAGAGGCAGUUGACACGGCACCAUCCGAUUUUCCUGAUCGAUCUUCGUUGUUGAGUAACCUCGGUACGCAUUUAGCAGAGAGCUUCUCCCAGACCAAGGACCCGACAGAUUUGGAAAAGGCAAAAGAAUUCUUUAUUUCUGCAAUUUACCAUAAUACGUCCCCCAUACAGAGUCGGGUCACCGCUGGCCGUUACUUUUUGUUAUUGCCAGACAUACUCGCAGACUUGGAUCAAGCCUACAACGUUGCCAAAUUUACCGUCGAUUUGAUCCCUCUUUUGAACUCACAUUCAAUACAGAAUAUUGAUAGACAGACUCUGCUUAUGCAAGCCGUAGCCAUUGCGUCUGAUGCUGCGGCUAUUGCGUUGUUGCAUAACCGAACAACAAUCGAUGCUGUGCAGCUACUGGAAACUGGGCGCAACAUCAUUGCCAGCUCUUUACAGGAUCUGCGUACAGACUUGUCCAUUCUUCAGAAAGAGCAUCCAGAUCGAGCCAAUCGCUUUGUGCAGCUUCGCGAUCAAUUGGAUGUACCUGUUACCAAGAACAGCACUAUAGAGAGUAACAACUCUGGGCAACCGUCACGAGAAGCAGAUCGACGGCGCGAUGCCGAAGAGAAACUAAAAGUCCUUCUUGAGGAUAUUCGAGCUCAAUCUGGUUUCGAAGAUUUCCUACUUGCCCCAUCAGCCACAGAUCUGUUGGCAGCGGCAAGAGAUGGACCAAUUGUGAUCAUAAACGUCAGCCAAUUCGGUUGUCACGCCUUGAUCAUCGAACAGUCGGGGGCACGUACCGUGCCCUUGCCCUCUCUCUCCUGGGGCAAGAUCCAUCGUCGUGACCGUGGCUCACUCGAAACCCAUGAGUGGCUCUGGAAUGUCAUCGUCUCCCCUGUCCUCAACGCCAUGAAUUUUACUCAAACUCCUGCAGAUCAUGGCUUGCCUCAUAUAUGGUGGAUCCCGACAGGACGACUUGUGGAGUUUCCACUUCAUGCUGCUGGAUACCACUUGAACGGCGGAUUAAAGACGGCUCUUGAUAGAGUGGUCUCAUCCUACACCCCUUCUGUGAAGACACUUAUUCACAGUCGACGACAGCAGGGUCCAAAGAUCCAGGGGCAUGUCAAGCGAAACCUGGUUCUGGUUGCAAUGGAGAGUACACCUGAACAGGGCCAUCUCGACUACGCGGCCGAAGAGAUCCAGUCUAUCCGCGAUGUCACAAAGGGCUUGACAAUGAUACUUGCUAAAGAGCCACCGACUGUCAAAAACGAUGUUUUAUCGGCUUUGGGAUCUUGUUCCAUUUUCCAUUUCGCAGGCCACGGUGGGACUGAUUCGCUAAACCCAUUGAAAAGUCGUCUCCUGCUUUCCGACUGGAAGGCUGAUCCCUUAUCGGUUGAGAACAUCCUAGACAUUAAUCUCGGCCGCGAGAUGCCUUUUCUCGCCUAUCUUUCGGCUUGCGGCACAAGCAGAAUUCGGACCGCAGGGUUCGUCGAUGAGGCCAUCCAUAUGACGAGUGCGUUCCAGCUAGCAGGGUUUCAACAUGUCAUUGGGACGCUCUGGGAUGUUAGCGAUCGAACGUGUGUCGACAUGGCCAUAGUAACAUAUGAGAGUCUGCUGAGGGGGGGUAUGAGUGAUGAGUCUGUGAGUAGAAGUCUUCACGACGCUACUCGCGAGCUGCGGAGUCAAUGGCUUAAGGCUGAGAUGGGACAAGAUGGUGAUACAGGGGUACGGGAUAUUGUGCCGAUGAGAGAUGAGUCUGAUAUUAGGCCCUUGUGGGUGCCUUACGUGCAUUAUGGUAUAUGA
This is a messenger RNA of Fusarium pseudograminearum CS3096, 3024 nucleotides long. RefSeq lists its product as uncharacterized. Lineage: Eukaryota; Fungi; Ascomycota; Sordariomycetes; Hypocreales; Nectriaceae. The transcript has a single exon. Gene Ontology annotation, molecular function: protein binding. Bases 1 to 3024 code for a protein of 1007 amino acids. The record is from RefSeq and is a predicted model, not a curated record.